This is a messenger RNA of Phytomonas sp. Hart1, 958 nucleotides long. The record is from the annotation of a GenBank genome assembly. Lineage: Eukaryota; Euglenozoa; Kinetoplastea; Trypanosomatida; Trypanosomatidae.
GCUAUAGGGUUGAUAAUGAAAGUCCAAAAUUCAUUUGAAGAGGCAAUCUACUUAAUAGAAAGUGAACCUCUAAAAAAGGAAGAAAAUCAUUCACUAAAAAACAAAUUCCAUCUAAGACCUAGUGAAGAAUUAGCACUUCUUAUUGCAGAUUAUAACAAUCCCCCACCACCUCGUGGUACAAAAAUUAAUCUAUCUAGAUCAUUUUUUGGCUCAGAGAAAUGUUUAAUAUUGGGGAGAAAGCUUAAUCUGAAUAGAACAGUAACAUUUAUUGAUAUUUCGUUCUGUGACAUACAAGAGGAUGUGGCACAGAAAUUCUUCCAUCUAAUUAAGCAUAACACUGCUCUUCGAUACGUGAAUAUUAAUUGUAAUUGCAUUGGCGAUAAGGGAGCGUCCGCAGCUGCCGAAUCGUUUGAUCAUCUUGAAACCUUUCACGCAUCAUCAAACGGUAUCAGUGAUAUUGGUGCUUCUCAAAUAGCUGAAGCGCUUAUAACUUCCCCAACUAUGAAAACUCUUAAUUUGCGAUGGAAUAAAAUUACCAUGAUAGGAAUGAUGAAAUUGAUGCAAGUAUUAGACUCAUCGUAUACAGUAGAUACAGAAGGUGCUUCGACACACAAUAAUCAAGAGGAAACAUCAAAAUCGGAUUUUAUUGAAUCAAAACCUUUAGUUCAAGAAAAUGACCACAUAAAUUAUCAUGUACACACACUUUGGAUUCAGGGAAAUGAAGGUGCAACCACUGAUAUAGUUCGUUCUCUGAAUAUUAUACUAUCCAAUCGUUUCCCACAGCCUCCAUCUUUUAUGAAAAAUAUGAUGAAAACAAAGGGCAAAAAGAAAAAAAAGUGAGAAUAUCAUUUUAUUUUCUAUAUAAUAAUAGGUGUUGCUUUUUUAUAUAAUUCGGAUUUGUUUCUUUUGAUGUACCUAAAUAUUGUUUUUUAGAGCAUUUUAAGAAUGUACAUUAAAA